AUGGACACCACCGGCCGGCUGAUCAACUCACGCUUCCAGCAGCAGCGCAAUCUGCAGCCCCUGGGCGGGAGAGCCCCAGGAGAGCUUCCAGCCCCAUGUGAUGCCCUGGGGAAGCCCCCUACCCCAGUGGCCACUGGUUUGUCCAUCGCCAGCCUGAGGCGGUCCCAACUGCUGGCCAAAGAUACCCCCUGCCCAGAUGUCAUGCCCAAGGCAGGCCUGGCCCCUCUCAAUGGACACACAUGGCCAGACCCCAUAUCCCGGUGUGGCCUGGGGAGCUGGACCCCUAGGCUCGAAGGGGAACCCCUCACCCUGGAGGAUCUGGCCAUCCCCACCCAGAGCCAGGCUUGGACCCUAUCCCAAGCUGCCAUCCACCAGCUGCUGGCCUCUGUGCGACGCCUGGAGCAGGAGGCGGUCCGUCUCAGGUGCUGGGCAUCCCGGGAACCUCCAGCCCCCACGGCGGGGGCCCUGGACUAGCGUGGCCAGGCACUCCCUGCUCGCCCCCAGCCCAGCCAGCCUGGUCCUGCUUCCUGGGAUGAGAGGAAGAAACACCGCCACGCUCUCAGGGAAACUGCGGGUUUCCUGGGGAUGCCCCGGGUCCAGGGUGGGCUCACAGACUCUCCGGCAAGCAGCAAGCCUGCAUCACUGGAGACUGCUUUGGGGAUGCUGACUGGGGAUGCCCUUGACCCUGAGCAGGGAGUCCUUCCUGCCCACCCCCCAAGGCGCGGAGAGAAGUGCUCCUUAGGAACUGCAUACGGCAGGUGGCAGAGGGGUGACCCCCUGCUCCCUCAAGGGGCGGGCAGCAGUGAGGCCAGACUCUGCUCUCCAUCCUCCUCCAGUUCAGCCCCCGGCGUCCUCCAAGGGCAGGAAGGAGGGGAGGGGACCCCGGGGGAGCAGGUCAGUAGGGAGGAAGAGAGACCGGCUUCCUGUCCGCCAGACACGGCUGCUGUGAAGAGUGUCCUGCAGAACAGAGCCGGAAGCACUGCGGACCCGGAGUCUGAGCCAGCUGGGUGAGGCCACUGGCUGUGGGUUGGGGCCUGGGGCCACACUCCUGGGACGGCUCCUUUCCCAUUUGUCUGGGGACAAGGACCUGGUGGAGAAAAGGCACGCGGGAUUUGAGAGGGAGGACCCUCCUGGCCCCUAGGAUGGGAACGUGGGGACUGCUGCUCCCAGGGAUCUUCAGCUUGUGAGGCUGCCCCGCACUCUUGGCUGUCAGACGGGGCAUCCUCCUGCCUCCAGGUGCGCGUCCAGGAUUUCCCAGGCUAGCCAUCCGGAGAGGGAAGUUCUCCCGCGUCCAGUCCAGCUUGCCCUCCUGCCGCAGUGUGGGGCAGCCCCUCCGUGCUGAAAGGCCACGUGGGUGGUCCCGAGCCCCUGGCAGCUCCCUGGGGCCGGGGGUCCAGGCCCAUCCCCCUGAUCGACCAGGUCUGUCCCCAGCCAGCAGUGGCCGUCCAG
Molecule: messenger RNA, 1449 nt
Organism: Sus scrofa (pig)
Lineage: Eukaryota; Metazoa; Chordata; Mammalia; Artiodactyla; Suidae
Source: RefSeq, a predicted model, not a curated record